Messenger RNA from Betta splendens (Siamese fighting fish), 1753 nucleotides. RefSeq lists its product as uncharacterized. The coding region runs from base 262 to 1173 and encodes 303 amino acids. The transcript has 3 exons. The record is from RefSeq and is a predicted model, not a curated record. NCBI's taxonomy places the organism in Eukaryota, Metazoa, Chordata, Actinopteri, Anabantiformes, Osphronemidae.
GCCACGCUACGUUUUGCUUUCUUGAUGUUGCAAAGAUUUUUUUCCACUCAUCACUGGAGUUUGUGUGGCUGUUACCAUAACAGCCAGUUUAAUGGGUCAGACCUAGUAAUUGUUCUGAGCUCUCUGAGUCAGGAAGACAAAAGGAUCUACAAAGUCUUAGGCAGAAACUCUGGUAGAAUUUGAACAUAUUUGUUCUUCUUAGAGAGAUGUUUGAAAAAUAUCAAAAAACAUUCACUAAGGUGUUUUUAUAUACAUUUCAAAAUGGAUAAAGAGCGAAGAAAAUCAGAAAAGACAGAAAAAAGAGAAACACGUGAAGCGGGGACAUGUCCGAUGACUGUGCGUGAAGUGAAGAUAUUAAUCCCCAGGAGGAGGACUGUGAGGCCGAGGAUUCAAGUUUUCCCAAGGAAAAGCGGCUCCAUCACAGAGAAGGCUUCAACUACGUGUGUGACAUCAGGAAAUACAAUGAAGAUUUACGUCAACCUAAUGCCUGUUUUGGCUUCAGCCAAGGAGGAGGAGGAAGAGGAUGAUGUGAACAGCUGUCCAACUGAAAAGGAACCAGGAAACAGAAGCAAAAAUAAUCCAUCUGUCGCCAAAUCAGUGGACCUGAAAACAAAAAAUACUCACACGGCAUUAAUUUCAAGUUUGGCAACUGAAACCAAACAAUUACCUCCUGGUUUGGUGCUGCCACCUUUAACUCAACCUAAACCAGAUCACCAGGAGAACAAAAUACGCUUUACACCUCAGCCUCCUAUCAUGUUAUGUGAGCAACCAGCAACCAUCUGUUCAAACAUCACAACUAAAGGCAGUGAUGAUGGCGAUGGCAGGCUGUGGAUAGACAAUCCUCUGCUCUCGAGAAGUAGAUCUGUUGAGUUUUGUCUUCCUGACAUCUCCUUGUCCAGUCUGGAUGCCCUGCUGCAGACAGUCACACAGAAACUAGCAAGGAAGAGGAGAGGCACUGACAUGGCACCAUGGGGUCGAGUCCACUCUGAUCAACUCCUCGUGGCUGGCAAUGAACACCUGAAGGAGCACAAUGAUCGCUGCAGAACAGAAGGCCACCAUGUUGCAGCAAUUGCUCCAUCAAUGCCUGGACACAGUGUGAAGAGCCAUAUGAACCUUCCUCCACUUGUUCCUCCACCCACACUCAUCCUCACCAUGACGAAGAAAAGCUGCUGACUUUCAAUGGGAAACAGACUCACAACGUACAGUACUGUACAGGAAACCAUAUAUGUUUAUUUUACUCCAGGAGAAAACAUACAGUCAUACACCAUUUUUUUUCUUUUUACAGUAGCAUUUCAUGAGUAUAUGAUGUACAUCUUAUAAUAUGUACAUACAUAGAUUACUUCAUCUUCAAGUAAAACUGUUCAAGCAUAACACCUUAAAGCUACAUUCGGUGGUACAGUGAUUCGAGACAUCCAACUUAAAGUUUACAUUUCAAUACAUUUAACCAUUCAUGUAACAGUUUGAAUUUUGGAAUAAGAUUUUUUCAAAUAAUCUUAUGGCUUUUCAGUAGUUAGCUGUAACAAUCUUCUAAUUACUAUUAGAAGAUUACUAUUACUAUAUUAUUACUAUUAAAAAACACUGACAAAAAGUAUUCUUUUUUAUGAGUAUACAGUAGUCAAUUAUUUUUCCUAUUUUUUUUUAAACUGUCUCAUAUUUUCAAUUAAUCUUGUGAAAAAUAAAUGAGGUUUUCAGUAACCAAAACCACUACUUAAUAACAAAUGACAUAAAAUACAAAAUAAAAAGAAAAAGAAAA